Lactuca sativa (garden lettuce) is the source of this 1292-nucleotide messenger RNA. RefSeq names its product sugar transporter ERD6-like 16. The record is from RefSeq and is a predicted model, not a curated record. Gene Ontology annotation, molecular function: sugar transmembrane transporter activity. NCBI's taxonomy places the organism in Eukaryota, Viridiplantae, Streptophyta, Magnoliopsida, Asterales, Asteraceae. Gene Ontology annotation, biological process: transmembrane transport; carbohydrate transport. Gene Ontology annotation, cellular component: membrane.
CAACACAUGCAGGCAAUGGCAUUGUCCUCCGUGUUUUGCGUAGCAGGAUGGCUUGCAAUCUAUUUUGCCAUGGGAGCUGUUUCGCUUGAUACAGGCAGGUUCUUCACUGGAUAUGGAAUAGGAAUUUUCUCUUAUGUGGUCCCAAUAUAUAUCGCUGAGAUAUCGCCAAAAGAGCUUCGUGGAGGGCUAACAACCAUCAAUCAGCUCAUGAUUGUAACUGGUUCGUCAAUAUCGUUUUUGGUGGGAACAGUUGUUACAUGGAGAUCUUUAGCUUUAAUCGGAAUCGUUCCCCCUGUUCUUCUGGUGAUUGGCCUAAUGUUUAUCCCAGAAUCCCCAAGAUGGCUCGCAAAAGUCGGACGUGAAGUAGAAUUUCAAUCUUCUUUACGCCAACUCCGUGGUGCAAAAGCAAACAUUUCUGCUGAAGCCGAUGAGAUACAUGAAACUAUAAUUAAUCUUCAAAAACUUCCUCAAGCUGGAGUACUGGAUUUGUUUGAUGCCAGAUACAUAAAACCGGUUAUUAUUGGUGUUGGAUUGAUGGUAUGCCAACAAUGGUGUGGAAUCAAUGGAAUUGGAUUCUAUGCAAGUGAAAUCUUUAAAACUGCUGGAUUUGCCUCAGGGAAAUCUGGAACCAUUGCUUAUGCCUUGAUUCAGAUUCCUAUCACAAUUGUUGGCAUGAUCUUGCUGGACAUAUCAGGAAGAAGAAUUCUCCUUCUGGUUUCUUCAUGUGGGACAUGUCUAGGCGUUUUUCUUACCGGAACUGCAUUUUAUUUCAUGGGCCAAGCCAAGUUCCUUGGAUGGGCUCCACUUUUGGCUGCCUCGGGUGUUUUGGUAUUCAUAGCAGCAUUUUCAAUAGGAAUGGGAGCAGUACCUUGGCUGAUCAUGUCUGAGAUAUUCCCGUUGCACAUAAAAGGCGCAGCAGGGAGUCUUGUUGUGCUAGUGAAUUGGUUGGGUGCGUGGGUGGUUUCUUACAGUUUCAACUUCCUCAUCAACUGGAGUCCUGAGGGUACCUUUUGGUUGUUUUCAGGAUUUGGUAUUAUUACCAUUGUGUUUGUAGUGAAAAUGGUGCCAGAAACCAAAGGAAAAAGCUUGGAAGAAAUUCAAGCAACUAUCAAUUCGUAAUUUUGUUAUUUGGAGUUUAAAAGAAAAGGCAUAAUAGUCGUAGACCGAUAUUCAAGAAUGUAACAUCUAAUAGACGAAUACGGGCUGCUUUAGUCAAUUUUCGGUUUGGUUUUUUUCAUUAUUCAUUUUUAUAUGUUAAUUAGUUAUAUAUAUUUUAUAUGUUUCUUUUGGUA